AUGCUGGGGUGGGUGACGAGCCCCUCCCUGGAUGCCUGGGUCCGCGGGACGUCAGGUCAGCAGGUGGCCAUCAAGAAGAUCCCCAACGCCUUUGACGUGGUGACCAACGCCAAGCGGACCCUGCGGGAGCUGAAGAUCCUCAAGCACUUCAAGCACGACAACAUCAUCGGCAUCAAGGACAUCCUUAAGCCCACCGUCCCUUACGGCGAGUUCCGCUCCGUCUACGUGGUGCUGGACCUGAUGGAGAGCGACCUCCACCAGAUCAUCCACUCGGCACAACCGUUGACGCUGGAGCACGUCCGCUACUUCCUCUACCAGCUCCUGCGGGGCCUCAAGUACAUCCACUCGGCCAACGUCCUCCACCGCGACCUAAAGCCAAGCAACCUCCUGGUGAAUGAGAACUGCGAGCUGAAGAUCGGCGAUUUCGGCAUGGCCCGGGGGCUGGGGGCUGACCCACGGCACGCCAAGGCCUUCCUCACCGAGUACGUGGCCACACGCUGGUACCGGGCACCAGAGCUGCUGCUCUCG
This is a messenger RNA of Balearica regulorum gibbericeps (East African grey crowned-crane), 528 nucleotides long. NCBI's taxonomy places the organism in Eukaryota, Metazoa, Chordata, Aves, Gruiformes, Gruidae. The record is from RefSeq and is a predicted model, not a curated record.